Oryctolagus cuniculus (rabbit) is the source of this 6579-nucleotide messenger RNA. It is a transcript of the gene TRIM56, whose product is annotated as tripartite motif containing 56. Gene Ontology annotation, cellular component: nucleoplasm. Gene Ontology annotation, biological process: innate immune response; positive regulation of type I interferon-mediated signaling pathway. The record is from RefSeq and is a predicted model, not a curated record. NCBI's taxonomy places the organism in Eukaryota, Metazoa, Chordata, Mammalia, Lagomorpha, Leporidae. Gene Ontology annotation, molecular function: zinc ion binding; ubiquitin protein ligase activity.
GCCGGGGCCAGUCCGGGUCCGGCGCUAGGGACGGAAGUUGCACCACAAGUACAAUUAGUUUCAGUUUUGUUUCUCUUGCAGGCAACCAGCUACAGACAACCGGGUUCAGGCCUGGGAGUCUCUCUCGCUCCUGGAGCCCAAGUUCAUCUCUGGCUAGGCGCCACUCCGCAAGCAGCAUUUACUGAAUGUGUCUCAGGAGCGGGAGGGGACUCCCCUAGCUGGACAACAAGUGGCCCAAGACCCCCAGGGACCAAAAGGACCUUCCUGGCCAGUCAGCAGAAUGGUUUCCCAGGGCUCCGCGCCCUCCCUGUUGGAGGCCCUGAGCAGCGACUUCCUGGCCUGCAAAAUUUGCCUGGAGCAGCUCCGGGCACCCAAGACACUGCCCUGCCUGCACACCUACUGCCAGGACUGCCUGGCACAGCUGGCCGAUGGCGGCCACAUCCGCUGCCCCGAGUGCCGCGAGACCGUGCCCGUGCCGCCCGCCGGCGUGGCCGCCUUUAAGACCAACUUCUUCGUCAACGGGCUCCUGGACCUGGUGAAAGCCAGGGGAGACCUGCGGGCAGGCAAGCCAGCCUGUGCCCUGUGCCCUCUGGUCGGGGGCACCAGCGCCGGGGGGCCGGCCACGGCCCGCUGCCUGGACUGCGCCGACGACCUGUGCCAAGCCUGUGCUGACGGGCACCGCUGCACCCGCCAGACCCACAGCCACCGCGUGGUGGACCUGGUGGGCUACAGGGCAGGCUGGUAUGACGAGGAGGCCCGGGAGCGCCAGGCUGCCCAGUGUCCCCAGCACCCGGGGGAGGCCCUGCGCUUCCUGUGCCAGCCCUGCUCGCAGCUGCUGUGCCGCGAGUGCCGCCUGGACCCACACCUGGACCACCCCUGCCUGCCCCUGGCCGAGGCAGUGCGCGCCCGCAGGCCAGGCCUCGAGGAGCUCCUGGCGGGCGUGGACAAAAACCUGGCGGAGCUGGAAGCCGCCCGGGCAUCGGAGAAGGAAGCGUUGGCCCGGCUGCGGGAGCAGGCGGCCAGGGUGGGGCUGCAGGUGGAGGAGGCGGCCGAGGGCGUCCUCCGGGCCCUGCUGGCCCAGAAGCAGGAGGUGCUGGGGCGGCUCCGGGCCCACGUGGAGGCUGCCGAGGAGGCUGCCUGGGAGAGGCUGGCAGAGCUGGAGAGCCGGGAGCAGGUGGCCCAGGCGGCCGCCGCCUUUGCCCGCAGGGUGCUCAGCCUGGGUCGCGAGGCCGAGAUCCUGUCGCUGGAAGGAGCCAUCGCCCAGAGGCUCCGGCAGCUACAGGACAGUCCCUGGGCCCCUGGGCCAGCCCCAUGCCUGCUGCCGCGGCUGGAGCUCCACCCUGGGCUCCUGGACAAGGACUGCCACCUGCUCCAACUCUCCUUUGAGGAGCUGCCACCCCGGGAGGAUGACGAGAGAGCAGGUGCUGACACCCAGGGAGGGGACGGAACCCAGAGCCCUAGAGAGGACCGGGCCGAGGCCCAGCCCCUGAAAGAGGAAAAAGCCCAGGCAGCCCCGGAAGAUGGAGGCUCCCAGGCUCCCAAAGAGGACACCACGGCCAAGGUGUCCCAAGCAGAGAAAGCCCAGGUGACCCCGAAGGAGGACAGAGCCCAGUCGCCCCAAGGAGACCGAGAAUCCCACAUGGAGAGGGGUGCCAGGGCCAACAAGAAGAGGAAGUUUAAGGGCAGGCUCAAGUCCAUUUCCCGGGAGCCCAGCCCCGCCCCGGGGCCCAACCUGGAAGGCACCGGCCUCCUGCCUAGACCCAUCUUCUUCUGCAGCUUCCCCACGCGCAUGCCGGGAGACCGGAGGUCCCCACGAAUCACCGGGCUCUGCCCCUUCGGCCAGCGGGAGAUCCUGGUGGCAGACGAGCAGAACAGGGCACUGAAACGCUUCUCCCUCAACGGCGACUACAAGGGCACCGUGCCUGUCCCCGAGGGCUGCUCCCCGUGCAGUGUGGCCGCCCUGCAGGGGGUGGUGGCCUUCUCUGCUGGUGCCCGGCUCUACCUUAUCAGCCCCGAAGGCGAGGUGCAGUGGCGCCGGGCGCUGAGCCUGUCCCAGGCCAGCCACGCGGUGGCUGCGCUGCCCAGCGGGGACCGGGUGGCAGUCAGUGUAGCAGGCCACGUGGAGGUGUACAACAUGGAGGGCAGCCUGGCCACCCGCUUCAUCCCCGGGGGCAGGGCCAGCCGUGGGCAGCGGGCACUGGUGUUCCUCACCGCCAGCCCCCAGGGCAACUUCGUGGGCUCAGACUGGCAGCAGAACAGCGUGGUGGUGUGCGACGGGCUGGGCCAGGUAAUCGGGGAGUACCGGGGGCCGGGCCUGCACGGCUGCCAGCCGGGCUCCCUGACCGUGGACAAGAAGGGCUACAUCUUUCUGACCCUCCGAGAAAUCAACAAGGUGGUGAUCCUUGACCCCAAGGGGUCCCUUCUUGGCGACUUCCUCACGGCCUACCACGGCCUGGAAAAGCCCCGCGUGACCACCAUGGUGGACGGCAGGUACCUGGUCGUGUCCCUCAGCAACGGGACCAUCCAUGUCUUCCGGGUUCGUUCUCCCGACAGUUAAAGAGGUCGGGGUCGGGGUCGGGGUCGGGGUCGGGGUUGGGGCCGGGGCCGGGGCUAGGGUGGGAGGGCAGGGGAGGUCAGGAGGGGAGCAGGGUGGCCCUUGGGGUGCGGUGGCCAAGGAGGGGGCCCGUUUUUGCAUAGGGCAGGGGCUGGCAGCUUUUCAAGGUGAGAUGCUUGGGGACAGGGACCAAAGCGGCGACUCAGCAGCAGGGGGAGGGGAGCGGAGCGGGGUGAGUGCUGUGUCUAGUUCAGGUUUCUGGAAUCGAUCGAUGUGUUAUUCAAAACCAUUCCUGGUGGAGUAGCCGAGGCAGAGUCCCGGGAGCUGGGCCAGGGCGUCCUGGAGCCCAGGAGGGGAGGCCAGACCAGCACAUUCGGGAAGGGAGCUGGGAACCCAGCCCCUCUCAGCCUUGCCCGGGCGCACACUGGGUAGAAGAGGCCUGAGAUGUGGAGCUGGCGGGGAAUGACCCCAUCUCCCCGGUGAAGCGCAGGUGCAGGCACCGGGGUAGGAGGCCCAGGGAAGCCGAACCCUGCAGAGUUGGGGUUCUGAGUAUGAGCAGUGGGGAGCCCGCCACGCCGUGCUGAGGGCUGUGGCGUCUCCACAGGGCAACACUUGCGUUUGGAUGGCUUUGCGUUUCCUGGAGUCUAGUUUUUAUUUCCUCUUUGUUUUCCAGCAAAAUUCCUUUUGGGAAAGGUUGGCUUUGGUUUGACCAAACUAAAGGGGAAAGGAAGGACCCCCCAGGAUCUUAGGAGCCAGGGGUGGCGUUGGGGGGAGGGGGAACCUCGCCCGCUGGGAAAGCAGUGCGGCGGGAAUGGAGCCAGUGGGAGGUGAGCCGAGACCCCCGGUCCUUUCUCUGGGCAGCGGUGGCGAUGGCCGUCGAGAGGGUGGAAUCGAAUGUUAGCAUUGGGAUGGGGAAGGAGGGGUGAGGGGCGUUUGGAGUUCAGACGCAGGCAGGGCAUCAGGGCAGGAGAGGGGGCAUCCUUGGUAGGAGGCCUGUCCUUGUUUGUGGAGACCCUGAGGGACAGCAGCACCGUCCGAGUGGACAGGCUCAGUUAGGGAAAGACGGGAGACACACGUACAGCGCAUCAUAAUGGAGAUUUCAAAAAAAAAAAAAAAAAGCCGGUGAGGAAAACUGCGCAGAAUUGAUUGGAUGAUGGAGAGCGGCGAGACUCCGAAACGUGCAGGGCCGCCCGUGGGCCGGCUGGAAAGAAACACACAUGGGCAGGCUGCAGCCAGAUGCGAGCAAAGUGAAGCCACUUGCAUUCCUCAAAAGUAAGCUUUCAAAAAUGCUGUGGAGAAAUCCGUAGGCUCUUGGCACUGUGUAACAUGAUAUGUGAGGGAGAGGAAUUUGCCAAUACUUGACAAGUGUCAAAAAAAUGUAGGAAUGCCUUAUCUCACUUUGGGGAAAUAUAUUCUGGGAAAAUAAACUCAAAAAAAGAAAGUUGCAUAGUGACAGCCAGUGACCACCUGGUAUAUUACAAGUCAGUAACUGGAAUUGCCCCAAUGUGGGGUGAUAGCUAAGUACAUUGCGGUUUUUGGGAGAAGGAGCUACUGUCUUUGUACAUGACAGUCUGAGGACUAUUUGCAAGACAUAGUUGUGUGAUGCAGUCAUAAGAAAGAGAGAGAGAGAGUGAGAAUCUGGAAUAACCAUCACACUGUGAUAACAGGGUAAAAGUAUGUCUGACUCGUGGCGGAGUGGAAGCAGGUUCCGGCUCUGUACAUAGUGAUUAGGGGGGGAUUGGGGCCCUUUGGAGUUCUUUAGUGCUUUGAUUCAGACCUGCAUAUUUCUACCGCAGUGAUGAUUAGCCACGGGGUAAUGUACAUGCUCCAAUAUUUAUGAAAAUGCACCUCUUUAACACCAUUCGGGAGUAGCUAUUGGAGUUGGGAGUCAAUGUGUCCGUUAGCACAAAUGGCAUUGCCCUUUCUGAGAGGAGACGGGGGGCCUGGGGAAGGCAGUCCCAGCUGGGCGGGGCUCUGCAGGUAGGCAAGGGCUUGUGUGGGUAGGGCCGUGUGGUCCCCUGGUGCGGGACCCCCAGAAGGCAGGGGGAAUCACGUUGAUGUUGGACCACUGGGAACCAAGGGCUGGUUCUGCAAAGCCGACGUGCCUAGGACUAGGUUGCAUGAGGCUGGGGACCAUGUCUGUUUUUGUUGCAACUCUCUCCCUGCAGAGCUGGCUUAGUGGUAGCUCAUGGCAGGAAUUUAGCAAAUGCCUGUGAACUGAGUUAGUAUCAGGAACAGGACGAGACGGUGGUAGGAGCUAGCCUGUCUCAGCCGCCAUUGUCCCAGCCAGCCAAGUGGUCCAAAACCUCAGCUUGUGGCGAUGUGGACAUGGUCUACCAGUUGCCCCCCGACCCGGGGCUCCACACCAGAGAGGUGAGAUUGGGGUGUAUUGGGGGGAGACAUGGCCUGUGGGGGCCAUGCACCGUUGGGUUGGGGCAGCAGGUCGCCAGAGCUGUGUAGGAACCAUGGGCAGAGGGCCUGGCUGGGGAAAUGGCUCCAGCCGCGUGGCCCAGCCAAGAAACAAAGCAGUAGCAAAGAUCUUCAGGAAUGAGGUGUCGCCUGGGUGCAGGAGAAGUGCGCAGGUGGGGCAGCCAGGGGGCCUCCCGGGGCGUGCUGGGAGAUGAGGGAAAUCCCAAAUGUUCUUCCUAAUGAGGUAGGAAGGCCCAGAACCCUGGUAAUAUGGGAAAGGUAGCUGGUAGUGUCGAGCCAGCACCUUAACCGUGACCUGCGACUCCUGGUGAAUCCCACAGGAAGUGCCGCCCGGCACCGAGGGAGACGUCCCGGGUUAAGCCACAGGUGUUAAGAAAUCUGGAAAGACACAAGCCCUCCCCUACCCCACGGGGGACAAUGACAAGUCCAGGUUGGGCAGGGCCUGGUGGAAGGAGCAUGUCCCUGGGGUAGGGAGGAAGGGAAUGGAAAAACCUCUUUCCUAGUCUUUGUGUGGAAAAGCAGGAAACGAGGAAGGUAGCAGAGACCUGGGUUGCAUGCUGGCUCUUUCCUUUAUCCCUUAACCCCCUCUGAGCCUCCCCGUGUGCGUCUGUGACAUGGGAAUAAUUAGUAUCCACCAGGCCUGCCCUCCAUCCCUGUGAGCUCGAGUGGGGCUGUCAAGUGUGCGCUACUUGGAAACCUCCCUGCAGCCACCUGCAGGAGCCACAGGCAAGGACACGAUGGGCAUUGCAGAAACAGAAGGGACCAAGGGCCAGCUUGCCGGGACUCAAUGCCAUUCCUAGAAGCCAGCUGAGAGUCAGACGACUAAUUCAGGACCAAGAACUCUAGCUUUUAGAAAAAAAAAAUUAAAAUGGCAAGCGAGGCCCAAGCUUUUGAUAGUUCUGAGAAGCAGUUUUCAGGAGGGAAUAGCUCUCCUUUCACUCGUCUUAUUAUUACUGUGUCUGUGACGUCAUAGCCUAAAUCUACAGAGAUAAAAUUCCACAGAGGCGGAAGUCCGAGAGAGAAGCCAGAAGCCUUCAGGGGAAAUGGGUGCGCUUGAUGACCUUUGUGGAUUUGAUUUGUCUCUUCCCUAGCGGGCCGGCUGGGAACAUGAGAUGGAGGUACAGGCUUCUGUGUUGGGGAGGAAGCCGUGUUGGACCAGCUGGGGCAGGCAGCACACAGGGAGAUGCUCUCUCCAGGGGAGAGCCACGUCCGGGUGCAGGCUUGGGACAACAGGUAACUUGGGAGCAGGUGUCGGAUCCAGCCCGCCCAGCGGGCUCAUGACUACAGUUUAAUUAAACGGAUCAGGAUGGGACCGAAGAAAUAGGUUUGCUAGGGAAGAUGCCAGAGGGCGUGCAAGACCUCACCCGAGGGCUGGGUGAGGAAUCUUGGGGACUAGAGAGGGGGCCUGGGCAGAAAGAGAGGAGAGGGAGGCUUGCGGACAACCUGGCCGACCGAGGCUUGGUCACCGGUGUGUUCGUGGCGUCCGCCCAGCCCGCCUCUCUGGUUGCCAUGGGGAAGCUGUGAGCUGUGAAUGUAUCUCUUUGUAUUUUACAUCUUUCCUCUGUUUCUGAAUAAAGCUCUUUUUGGAAACGUCA